Molecule: messenger RNA, 2655 nt
Organism: Dufourea novaeangliae
Lineage: Eukaryota; Metazoa; Arthropoda; Insecta; Hymenoptera; Halictidae
Gene: Plod
Product: procollagen-lysine,2-oxoglutarate 5-dioxygenase 1
Exons: 9
Coding region: 47-2251 (734 amino acids)
Biological process (GO): peptidyl-lysine hydroxylation
Cellular component (GO): endoplasmic reticulum
Molecular function (GO): L-ascorbic acid binding; procollagen-lysine 5-dioxygenase activity; iron ion binding
Source: RefSeq, a predicted model, not a curated record
UUCGCCGCGCUCGUGGUCACGUAUCGUGGUUCUCGGUCUCUAAAAAAUGCGUGAAAAAUAUGUUGGAUGCUGCUUUCUCUGGUGCUUAUUCCUCGCGUAUCACGUGGUCAGCGAGACACCGUCGACGGUAAAUACAAACGAUGUUCUCGUGUACACCGUUGCCAGUAAUGAAACGGACGGUUAUAAGAGGUACCUGCGUUCGGUUGACGUCCAUGGGUUCCGCGAUAACCUGAUUGUGCUCGGUUUGGGAGAGCCCUGGGAAGGUGGUAGUAUGACCAGUACUGGAGGAGGAUACAAGGUUAAGCUUCUGAAGGAAGCCCUACAGGAUUAUCAAGAUGACCAAGAUAAAAUUGUGCUAUUUACAGACAGUUACGAUGUAAUAUUCCUGAGUGGCUUAGAGGAGAUCAUCAACAGGUUCAGGAGAACGAAAGCCAGAAUUUUGUUCUCUGCGGAGGGACACUGUUGGCCAGACAGAUCAUUGGCAUCCAAGUAUCCUCCUGUAACCCGUGGGAAACGUUUUCUAAAUUCCGGCAGUUUCAUUGGUUAUGCUUCGGAUGUCUAUGCGAUUAUAACUUAUAAUCCCAUUAAAAAUAAAGACGACGAUCAGCUGUUUUAUACUAAAGCGUAUCUCGACGUCACUUUAAGGGAGCAACAUAAAAUUAAAUUGGAUCACAAGUCCGACAUAUUUCAGAAUCUCUACGCUGCUGUAGCCGACGUGGAAUUGAAGUUCGAAGGUGGAAAAGCUUCUCUUAUGAACACUGUGUACAACACGGAACCUUUGAUACUCCAUGGCAAUGGUCGCAGCAAGUUGUCCUUGAAUUCGUUGGGUAAUUACUUGGCCCAGGCUUGGAACCCUGAAGAAGGAUGCGUGAUGUGCUGGGAAGAGACAAUAGAGUUGGAUAAAACAUUACCUGAGACGUAUCCAGUUUUAGUAAUCGCGAUAUUCAUUGAAAGGCCAACUCCGUUCUUGGAGGAAUUCUUCAUGGAUGUGUACAAACUGUUGUAUCCGAAAUCGAAACUGCAUCUGUUUGUCCACAUCAACGUGAAGUACCAUCAGGACACCGUGGAUAGGUUCAUGAGGAAGUACGCGACAGAAUACAGAAGCAGCAAGCAGAUCCUUGCCAGCGACCGUGUUGACGAGGUCGACGCAAGAAACAUUGCCAUGGAUUAUUGCUUGUUGAAGGAAUGCGACGGAUAUUUUUCCAUUGACUCGGUCGCUCACCUGGACAACGAUUACACGCUGAAACUUCUGGUGGAACAGCAACGUGGAAUCGUCGCGCCGUUGCUGGUCAGGCCGUACAAAAUGUGGAGCAAUUUCUGGGGCGCGAUUAUGGAUGACGGAUUCUAUGCAAGGAGCUUCGACUACAUGGAGAUCGUGAAGAAUGAAAGAAGGGGACUCUGGAAUGUACCCUUUGUCAGUAACUGUUACUUGAUUAACGCCACGUUGAUUAGGAACAAAGCGACUCGUCCAUCGUACUCUGAACGAGAUUUAGAUACAGACAUGGCCUUUGCCCACGCAAACAGAGAACGAUCUAUCUUCAUGUAUGUCAACAACAGGGUGGACUUCGGGCAUCUCGUUAAUCCAGAUAAUUACGACAUUUCCCUGACCAAUCCGGAUCUGUACCAGAACCUGGACAAUAAGUUGGAUUGGGAGAAAAGAUAUCUCCACGAGGAUUAUUCCGAGAACUUUAAUCCUGAAAAAACUCCCGUGCAGCCGUGUCCAGAUGUGUAUUGGUUCCCAAUAGUCAACGAAAGGUAUACAAAGGAACUGGUGGAGGUUAUGGAGGCGUAUGGGAAGUGGUCAGACGGGACAAAUAAUGAUCCCAGGUUAUCGGGUGGUUACGAAAACGUGCCAACUCGUGACAUUCAUAUGACACAAGUGAACUAUGAAUCUCAGUGGCUAUACUUCUUAAAGGAGUACGUUAGACCUUUGCAGGAGUUCGUGUUCACCGGAUAUUUCCACGACCCACCUCGUGCUCUGAUGAACUUCGUCGUGAGAUAUCGCCCAGACGAACAACCAUCCUUGAAACCACACCACGACAGUUCUACCUAUACGGUCAACAUAGCUUUGAACAGGGCGGGGGUAGAUUACGAGGGUGGAGGCUGCAGAUUCAUUCGGUACAAUUGUUCCGUGACGGAUACCAAACCUGGCUGGAUGUUGAUGCAUCCUGGAAGGCUUACACAUUAUCAUGAGGGGCUGAGAGUAACAAAUGGCACUCGAUACAUCAUGAUUUCGUUCGUUGAUCCUUGAUCAGCUGUACAGGUUAUAGGACAUUGUCGAUAAUAAUUGAAACAUGGGAAUGUAUUAUCAUUAGGAAUGAGAAGGAAACCGUGUGUAGAUAGUGUCUAAAUGUGGCCUCGAAUAAUUCUUGUCGUUCGAGACCAUCUGCAUGCGACAAGAAUCGUUUAGAGCUGUAUGUACACACAUGUUAACCUAUCGAGUAGCAAUGUUUAUCGAAAUUAAUCGGGAAUUUAACGGUCGAAGUGAAUUACAAACUUGCUUAAGGAAAAAAAAACCACCUGUCUCCCUCGGUAAUGUUAUUUUUCUAAUACGAGAAUAGACCACACGGAAGAAAUUAGUAAUCGUAAGUGUUUGUACGGAAAUAAAAACUAUUAGGUUGCAUUUGUACUCGUACAUUGUCUCUUGGUAAGAUA